Messenger RNA from Ananas comosus (pineapple), 2863 nucleotides. RefSeq names its product inactive protein kinase SELMODRAFT_444075-like. Gene Ontology annotation, molecular function: protein kinase activity; ATP binding. The transcript has 11 exons. The record is from RefSeq and is a predicted model, not a curated record. Bases 469 to 2643 code for a protein of 724 amino acids. Gene Ontology annotation, biological process: protein phosphorylation. NCBI's taxonomy places the organism in Eukaryota, Viridiplantae, Streptophyta, Magnoliopsida, Poales, Bromeliaceae.
GCUGUGCGACGGCGAUCCGCAGUAAUAGCGCUCGUUCGGGGGAGUGGUGAGGAGGGAGGAGGGAUUAAUUGCGCUCGCGUUGGUGCUCAUGGAGUCCCGGUACAUUCACGAGAACAGUGCGCUCGGUCCCUCCUAUUAUCUCAUAGUUUGCUCCUCCUCCUGUGUUCAUUUCAUCACAAGUAUAAUAUAAAGAGAGGAGCCUCUUCCCGGAAACCAACGACACCUCAAAAAGCUUCGACCUUUGAGAAUUGGGCACUAGUAAAGCUUUUGAUCAAGGUUGAAGCAGGGGUCUUUUCCACCCCACCGUGAGUGCUAUAAACAGCGUUAGCGACAACACUUGGCUCUGAAUCAUCAUGCUUGUAUCUACAUUUGCUCUGAAACUCUAGUGUGGUCGUAAAGCUAGAGAGCUAUUCGCAAAGUUGGUGUUUUUUUUUUUUUGUGGGGGGAGUUUGGAUUUGGGAAGGAGCGAUGAGUUCUACGCAACAGCAGCAGCAGCAGCUGAAGCGGGGGAAGGGGCAUAAGGGCGGCGCCGAAUCGUCGAAGGAGAAGGUGGUGGUCGCGGUGAAGGCGUCGAAGGAAAUCUCGAGGACGGCGCUCGUGUGGGCUCUAACGCAUGUGGUUCAGCCCGGCGACUGUAUCACCCUUCUGGUUGUGGUUCCGCCGCACAGUUCUGGUAGAAAUUUAUGGGGAUUUCCGAGAUUUGCAGGGGACUGUGCGAGCGGUCACAAGAAGUCAAACUCUGUUACUACUCUGGAGCAAAAGUCUGAUAUCACAGAAUCUUGUUCGCAAAUGAUGCUUCAACUCCACAAUAUCUAUGAUCCAAAUAAGAUAAAUGUGAAGAUAAAGGUUGUUUCUGGAUCACCUUCUGGAUCAGUGGCUGCUGAAUCCACGCGAGCUCAAGCAAACUGGGUCGUACUGGACAAGGAUUUGAAGAACGAAGAAAAGCGAUGCAUGGAAGAGCUACGAUGCAAUAUUGUAGUUAUGAAGCGCUCACAACCCAAAGUUCUUCGGUUGAAUUUAGUUCCCGAGAAACAGUCGCAGUUGUCUUGUCCCUCGGUGCCCGAGUUAAAUGGUGAAAUGGGUAAGGCCACAAAGGACAUACGAGAGCCUCGCAACUCCAUUAGGGGGCCAGCUGUAACGCCAAACAGCAGCCCCGAAACAGAUACUCCUUUUACUGGUACGGAAGCCGGGACAUCCUCUGUCUCUAGCUCAGAUCCGGGGACUUCACCUUUUUGUGUGUCUGAAACUAACCGAUCUUUAAAGAAAGAGGGGCAAGCAGCCAAGGACGAAGUGCUGAAUAUAGAUGCUAAUAUCUCUGAUUCUGACGCUGAAAGUUUAAGCCCUCCGACAACCUUAGAGUUCCAGCCCUGGAUGGCGGGGAUUCUAUGUGCCCGCACUUCAUCGGCAAAAGCACUUCUUGAGAAAUUUACCAAACUUGAUACAGGGGCAGAUAUUGGCACCAUAAGCAGCAGAUCGGAUUUGAGCUUCAGAGGAAAUGUUAGGGAGGCAGUUUCCUUAUCUAGAACUGCCCCUCCAGGACCACCUCCUUUAUGUUCGGUGUGUCAGCACAAAGCACCUGUGUUUGGAAAACCUCCGAGGUGGUUUACCUACUCUGAACUUGAGCUUGCUACAAAUGGCUUCUCGAAAGCCAAUUUCUUGGCCGAGGGUGGAUUCGGUUCCGUCCAUAGGGGGGUCUUGCCUGAUGGCCAGGCAAUCGCAGUUAAGCAACAUAAACUUGCCAGUUCCCAGGGUGAUCUUGAGUUCUGCUCGGAAGUGGAAGUUCUGAGCUGCGCGCAGCAUCGCAAUGUUGUAAUGCUGAUUGGAUUUUGUGUUGAGGACAAGAGGAGAUUGCUGGUUUAUGAGUACAUCUGCAACGGAUCACUGGAUUCUCAUCUUUAUGGACGUAAUAGAGAGCCACUGGAAUGGGCUGCACGGCAAAAGAUUGCAGUUGGGGCUGCCCGAGGGUUGCGAUACCUUCACGAAGAGUGUAGAGUGGGUUGCAUUGUUCAUCGUGAUAUGAGGCCGAACAACAUUCUUGUUACUCAUGAUUUUGAACCACUGGUAGGUGAUUUCGGAUUGGCAAGAUGGCAGCCUGAUGGAGACUUGGGUGUUGAAACACGAGUGAUCGGCACAUUUGGGUAUUUGGCACCUGAAUAUGCCCAAAGUGGGCAAAUCACGGAAAAGGCUGAUGUCUAUUCAUUUGGAGUGGUACUCGUAGAGCUUGUCACGGGACGCAAAGCCAUCGACAUAAACCGACCAAAGGGUCAGCAAUGCCUUACUGAAUGGGCUCGACCAUUACUCGAGGAAUAUGCAAUUGAUAAGCUCAUCGAUCCUCGUCUGGGACACCUCUACUGUGAAGAGGAGGUCUAUUGCAUGUUGCACGCAGCAUCUUUGUGUAUUAGACGUGAUCCGCAUGCGAGGCCUCGUAUGUCUCAGGUUCUACGAAUAUUGGAGGGCGAUAUGUUAAUGGAUUCUGGCUACAUUUCGACACCUCGAUACGACCACGGAAACAGGAGUCGGAGAAUAUUGACUGAUCAGCCGAAGAUCAAAGAGAGCAGCAAUAUCUCAGAUUCAAAGCACUCUUAUGAAGCUUUAAGAGCGGCUUGGGAUAGAGAGAGGGAGAGCCUCGCGCGAAGAUGUUAAACAUAAUCUUGGAUAGAAUGCUCAUCCACUGUGUAUUCUCCUCUCUUUUCUCAAACUCUUUCAUCAUCUUUGUCAUGUCUCUUAUUUCCUCUUUUUUAUCUAGUGCUGCUUUUUCCCCCUGCAAUAUCUUUUGCUAUUAUACGGUAAUGCUUUUAUGUACAGUGGAAAUUUUAUUGUUUUCAGCAGUUAAUGAAUUGAGGGAUUAAUGCUGUUUUGUGCA